Molecule: messenger RNA, 2119 nt
Organism: Juglans microcarpa x Juglans regia
Lineage: Eukaryota; Viridiplantae; Streptophyta; Magnoliopsida; Fagales; Juglandaceae
Product: putative HVA22-like protein g
Exons: 7
Coding region: 313-1092 (259 amino acids)
Source: RefSeq, a predicted model, not a curated record
CCAAACACAGUUGCGUGUAAAAUAACGAAGAAGCGUCCGAGCCAAGAAAUCAAUCUCCAUUUGUUUAUUUAUCUCUUGGCUUUUAAUCCAAUCACGCAUUUCUGUAUAUAUAUCAUUUGGAUCUUUCUUUUCCGUGUAAAGCUUUCAAAGCUAGUUUUUACUCUGUCUCAAUUUCUCUCUACCAACAAGGCACAUUCCUUCCAAAGAAUCACAGAUCCUUCUUCCAAAGAAUAACGCUGCUAAAUAAAGGAGCUUGGAUUCCAGGUGUUGCAGGAGUGUUUAAGCCAGUGCUUGACGUGAAGGGGAAUAAAUAUGUUGGGGGAUUUCAUAACCAGAUGUCUUCUGCUGAUUCUUGGUUAUGCCUAUCCCGCACUCGAGUGUUACAAAACCGUGGAGAAGAACAGGGUCGAGAUCGAAGAACUCCGAUUUUGGUGUCAAUAUUGGAUCAUUGUGGCUAUACUUACAGCUCUUGAGAGGGUGGUGGACGUAUUCAUGACAUGGUUUCCUUUAUACGGUGAGAUGAAGCUGGCACUUAUUAUCUACCUAUGGUAUCCAAAGACCAAGGGAACCGGUUAUGUAUACGAGACCCUGUUGCAGCCGUACGUAGCUAAGCAUGAAACAGACAUCGACCAUAAGUUGUCGGAGUGGAGGGCAAGAAUGUGGGAUUUGGCCAUUUUCUAUUGGCAAAACUGCUCGGAAUUAGGACAGUCGGCAUUCUUCCAAGUCUUGCAGUACUUCGCUGCUGGAAGGUCCAAUCACACUAACAAUGAGAUGGCCCAGAAUCAUCGUUCGAGCACGCCCCAACCGCCCCCAAAUGGUGCAACCAACAACCAAGCCAGCCGGUCGGGCAAAAACAAGUGGCCUCCGAGUCCGAGUGCCCCGCCACUGCUCGGCAGCAUGUUCAACCGCGUUAUUGCCCAGCCAGCUCAAUCCGAUGUUGCACAAGUUCAACUCAACAACCAAGUAGAAUACUUGCACCCUGACGACGAGUACAACCAGGAGCGCGGCCCAGACGAUUCCCCGGAAAACCAUUCGAGAAAAAACUCGCACCAAGGUCACCUAAAGUUUAGGCGCUCUAAACCACACUAUUGAGAAUUGUACAAAUACCUUGAUUCUUUUCGGAAAAUUUGGAAAUCUUAUUUCAUUAUUUUCUUCUUGUAAUAUAUACUUUCCUGUUAUAAGCUCCAGACAUUCUCUCUGGGGUUUUCCAUUGAAAAUGGUGUAAAAAAAAAAAACCAGAUUCACACAAAAAAAAAAAAAAAAAACACAGAAGCUAUUCUGUCAAAUCACUUUCACACACAUACAAGUCAUGGGCAUCGGAAGGUCGCCGUGAAGGAGGGCGAUUGCCGUCAAUGUGACCGACGCUAUCUCCUCGUCCGGAUUCGAAAGGCGUGGAGAAUCCGAUCGAGAAGCUCGGUCAUGGCAGGAACGAGAUGGCUUUGAAUAAAGGCGAGGCAGGCGGUGAGGCUUGUGGAGAGUCUGAAGCAGAGGCGGCGGAGGAAGUGUGGGCCGGAGGAGCUUGGGGAGGAGGACAUGGGCUGGAGAUAGGCCCAUGCGGCCUGCUUCACGAGGCGGUUGCGGAUUGAUAUCUGGUACCCUGAGUUAGCGGCGGUGGGGGACGCGACGGCGGCGUCGGAGGAGGAGGGAAGCAGGUCUUUCAAGGAGGUGUAGGCCAGAGAGGACUUGAGGGAGGAGACGAGCUCGAAGUCUAGAGAAGGUGCGGUGCCGUUUUGGAAGGGGAAGCUGUGGGAACCGUGAAGCGGCUUGGUGGUGGUGUUUGGGGGAGAGAACUUUGCGGGGACCUCCACCGGAGUGGCGAUCGAGUUCCUGCGUCGUAGAGCCGAUGAUCGCCUCGGCGGCGGCUGCUCUGGAUUAAGCUCGGCGGAGUGGUCCAUAUAGAAUUCCAGAAGGGGUGUAGAGAAAGACGGAGGGAUUCAGUUCCAAGUAAAAAGACAAUGGUUUGGCAGCCGCGGCUACCUCUUGAGCCUGUACGACUGUUGUCUCCAUCUUUUUAUCCGACGGGUGGGUGCGUGAAUGUGGAUCAUGUGUUGUGUUGUGUUGUGUUGUCUGUGGUUUCCGAAAUUCCCUUUCUGCCUAGAACAUUUCCGAUAUUAUUCUU